AUGCAAUCGCAACUCACACUCGUAGAACCACUACCAGGUAUCUUCGUAGAACCUGGCGUUCUACAGCCUACGUCGGCAUCGAAGAUUCUCUACCUCACGCCCGACAAUGUCAAGAAAUGCACCAUUACACUCGAUCUGAAGGAUCCCGAGCAGACGCAAUAUAUUGUUGACAGCAACUUGGAGUUAACAUAUAUGCAUGUCCGAAGACCUUAUGAUCCGCCCGACCAGCCUCUUGCUACCCUUCAACGAAGGGAAGUAUUGCCCGACAAAAUCUCCUUCCGUGGCGGUGAGAAAAUCAAGGUGAAGAGUUGGUUGAGACCUCUGAAGGCAUUCAGUACAUUUCCUGCCGCUUUCGAAGAGAACGGCACCACAUAUGUCUGGGACGCCAGUAUAGUAGGGCAACUUUCGAUGUACAAGGCUUCGGAGCCCGAUACCCCAAUCGCUUGGUUCCAGAGUUCUCGCAAACUUGUGAUGGAUGGGGUUCCAACGGUGUUGCCAGCAUUCCUGGUCCUUCAACCCGAUGCCGCUGAUAUUCAAGAUUUGACGGUCGUUUCAUUCCUCAUCCUUGAACAAAAGGCAAGAAUGUCUAACAAACGGACCGAGCUUCUUAGCGGGAGGGCUGUACAUGGCGUAUCAGCCAUUGAUUAG
Molecule: messenger RNA, 648 nt
Organism: Pleurotus ostreatus (oyster mushroom)
Lineage: Eukaryota; Fungi; Basidiomycota; Agaricomycetes; Agaricales; Pleurotaceae
Exons: 3
Coding region: 1-648 (215 amino acids)
Source: RefSeq, a predicted model, not a curated record